UCCAGGGAACAUCGUUGCUCAUGUUUGUCAGACUUGAUUAGAUGUUAUUUUACGAAUCCUAAAACAAAAUAGUCUUUGUUAGCGGAAUCCACAGACGAACUCAAGGAGAGGAUACGAGCGCGAGUUUGCUGCCCAAGUUCGGAGACCAGACACCGGCUGGAGAGCGCACGGUGCGCGCUUUAAUUCCAACACCGAGGAUUUAAGAGGAUUCAAAUAUGAAUGACACGGACGUGUUUUGCAAAAACAACCAGACUGAGAACUCAACUCACCCAUCAUGUCUGAGUUCAACUUCCUCAUUUUACAACCACAUCGACAUCACCACCUUCAUGCACAUAUUCCCUUCAAUCUAUGGCAUCCUGUGUUUCGUGGGAGUUAUAGCCAAUGGACUGGUCAUCUACGCGGUGAAAGUAUGCAAGAAGAAAAUGGUUUCAGACAUCUACGUGCUGAACUUGGCAAUAGCCGACAUGCUGUUCUUGCUUGUGAUGCCCUUUAACAUCCACCAGCUGGUCAGAGACAGACAGUGGGUCUUCGGAAACUUUAUGUGCAAAGCGGUGGUGGUGGUGGAUGUCAGCAACCAGUUUACCACAGUGGGAAUAGUUACUGUGUUAUGCAUUGAUCGGUACAUUGCUAUCGUCCACCCCACCUCAGAGAGGAGGACCAUCCAAUGGACCAUCAUCAUCAACCUACUGGUGUGGCUGGGCAGCUUCCUUCUUACCGUCCCUGUCAUGAUGUACGCCAAGGUUGUGCGCAGGCAGCAUUUGGAGGUGUGCAUGAUGGAUCUGGACGGGCCCGAGGACAUGUACUGGUACACUCUCUACCAGUCCAUCCUAGGCUUCAUCAUCCCUCUCAUCAUCAUCAGCACCUUCUACUCUCUCACUCUCUACCACGUCUUCAGCUCCAUCCGCCGUGUCAAACGUAAGCAGUCCAUUUGGGCUCGAAGAGCCACCAAGAUGGUCCUAAUGGUUAUCGCCCUGUUCCUGAUCUGCUGGUCACCCUACCACGUCAUUCAGGUGAUCAACCUGACCAACAACAGCCCGACGAUUGCCUUCAUUUACAUCUAUAACAUCAGCAUCUGCCUCAGCUACUCCCACAGCUGCAUCAACCCGCUCAUGUUGCUCAUCUUUGCUCAGAAUUACCGCGAGCGCCUUUGUGCCAGGAACACGCUGCACAGCUCCCAGCAUUCUUCGAAGGUCACGGUGGUUAAAACGGAUGGUUCCAGUACAGCCAACGAUCCCAACUACCGCUGUACUGUCAUCUAAUCAGAGACACAUCUUUUUGUAUAUACACAUGUAAAUGUUUUUGCUGCUCACCCCAAAAGGAAGCAUGAAUGGUGCAGCCUGCGAGGUAUUUUUCU
Molecule: messenger RNA, 1354 nt
Organism: Plectropomus leopardus (leopard coralgrouper)
Lineage: Eukaryota; Metazoa; Chordata; Actinopteri; Perciformes; Serranidae
Gene: mchr2b
Product: melanin concentrating hormone receptor 2b
Biological process (GO): neuropeptide signaling pathway
Cellular component (GO): neuron projection; plasma membrane
Molecular function (GO): neuropeptide binding; G protein-coupled receptor activity
Source: RefSeq, a predicted model, not a curated record